Oncorhynchus gorbuscha (pink salmon) is the source of this 661-nucleotide messenger RNA. RefSeq names its product zeta-sarcoglycan-like. Gene Ontology annotation, cellular component: sarcoglycan complex; sarcolemma. Gene Ontology annotation, biological process: cardiac muscle tissue development; heart contraction. The record is from RefSeq and is a predicted model, not a curated record. The annotation marks the transcript as partial. The transcript is spliced from 3 exons. NCBI's taxonomy places the organism in Eukaryota, Metazoa, Chordata, Actinopteri, Salmoniformes, Salmonidae.
GGAACGAAGGUGUCGUCUUCGGACAUUCAGUGGAGACAUCCCACAUCAGAGCAGAACCUUUCCAGGAUCUCAAGCUGGAGUCUCCCACCAGGACCCUGAGUCUGGAGGCUCCCAGAGGGGUGGAGGUCAACGCCGGGGUGGGCGACUUCAAGGCCUCCUGCCGGAAAGACCUGUUGCUCCAGUCGUCAGAAGGAGAGAUCUUUUUAGAUUCCAGCACAAUUCGUCUGGGGAACAUUCCUCACGGGACAGCGGCAGACCCGCUGCACGGGGCGCCGGGCACCACGUACCCCAAACAGACUGUGUACGAGCUGUGCGUGUGCCCAAGCGGCAAGCUCUACCUGUCCCCGGCUGAGAAGGGCUCCACCUGCCAGACGACCAGCAACGUGUGUCUGUGGAGCUGAGAGAGGGGGGGCCAGCGGACCGCUGAACACCAGAAAGGCCUUCCCCUCAUUAGGAUCCCAGUCCAGGAUACCAGGACCCCAACAGACCCUGAUCCCCAUCCAUACUGAUCCCCAUCCAUACUGAUCCCCAUCCAUCGAUAGAUUUACUUUCUUUGACAGACAUUCUUCAUUUUCUUUCUUUCUCUGUGGUCACUCUCUCUUUCUCAUCUCUCUCUUUCUCAUCUCUCUCGUUCUCAUCUCUCUCUUUCUCAUCUCUCUCU